This is a messenger RNA of Tripterygium wilfordii, 1566 nucleotides long. Its product is annotated as cysteine-rich receptor-like protein kinase 29. Lineage: Eukaryota; Viridiplantae; Streptophyta; Magnoliopsida; Celastrales; Celastraceae. The record is from RefSeq and is a predicted model, not a curated record. Gene Ontology annotation, biological process: protein phosphorylation. The transcript is spliced from 5 exons. The coding region runs from base 34 to 1536 and encodes 500 amino acids. Gene Ontology annotation, molecular function: protein kinase activity; ATP binding.
ACACUUGUAGGACUAUACUUCCUGGCAAAAAAUAUGGGCUUUUCAGGACCGCAUUUUGGUAUUCUGAUUCUCAUGUACUUCAUUUUCUUCAGAAUUACAGAGGCAGAUCUCCUCCUCCGUUACUUCUGUUUAGAUGAAGGCAACUAUACUGCAAACAGUACCUACCAGGCAAAUCUUGAUCGGGUCCUUUCUUCUUUUCCCAACGCGGAAAACGAUUAUGGCUUCUACAAUAUGUCUGCGGGCAACGAUGUUAAGCCGAAUGAUUGUCUUAGUUGCAUAAGUGAUGCUACUAUUGAGCUCAAGACGCGAUGUCCUGGCCAGAAAGAAGCAAUUAUAUGGUUCGAUUAUUGCAUGUUUCGUUAUUCUCAUCGCUCCAUCUUCGGAAUCAUGGAAACUAGUAAUACUUUUUACAUGCGCAAUAACAAUAAUGUAUUACAAGAAGUGGAUGGAUUCAAUCGGGCGCUGAGUGGCUUGUUAACUAGUCUAAGAAUCAUAGCUGCAUCAGGUGAUUCCUUUCGCAAGUUUGCUGCAGCAAAUGCAACAGGUCCAGAUUUCCCAACAAUUUAUGCCCUUGUCCAAUGUACUCCUGAUUUGUCUGAGUCGGACUGUAACUAUUGCCUCGUCAGAAAUUUUGGAGAUAUACCACAUUGUUGCCAAGGGAAGAUGGGGGGCAGGGUCGUUGGGCCAAGCUGCAAUUUCAGGUUUGAGCUUGGGUGCUUCUAUGACCCCUCAGUGAGCACACCGGUUGCAUCUCCUCCCCCACCACCUGCAAUCCCAGCAUCUCCCCCACCACCAUCAGAAGGUAACAGCACAACUUCAGAGGGCAAGGGCAGCGCAUCUAAUAACACCGUCAUCAUAAUAGUUAUUUCAACCACCAUUCCUGCAAUUCUUAUUAUCUGCGUCUGCAUCUGCAUCUUUUUAAGAGGAAGAAAGUUAAAAAAGAAACUUGAAUCUGCGGAUGAAGCUGUCAGUGAGAUUGGAAGCGCUGACUCCUUGCAAUAUGGUUUUGGCACCAUUAGAGUUGCAACAAACAACUUCUCCAACGCCAAUAAGCUCGGACAAGGUGGCUUUGGUGCUGUUUAUAAGGGUACAUUUCCAAACGGACAAGAAGUAGCCGUAAAGAGAUUGUCAAAGGAAUCUUCACAAGGAGAAGUAGAAUUUAAGAAUGAGAUCCUGUUGUUGGCCAAGCUUCAGCAUAGGAAUUUGGUUAGACUCAUGGGUUUCUGCUAUGAACGAGAAGAAAGAGUUCUCAUUUAUGAGUUCAUGCCUAACUCAAGCCUCAGCAACUUCCUAUCGGAUUACACUAAGCGUGCACAAUUGGAUUGGGAAAAUCGAUACAAUAUUAUAUAUGGCAUAGCUCGAGGACUGACGUACUUGCUCGAAGAAUCUCAACAUCGAAUUAUUCAUCGUGAUCUCAAGACUAGUAACAUCCUGUUAGAUUCAGGAAUGAAUGCAAAAAUUUCGGAUUUUGGCAUGGCAAAGUUGUUUGCGACUGAUCAAACACGAGAGAACAUGAGCAAAAUCGUUGGGACCUAGUAAGUACUAAAAGUCGAACUAUUGUUUAUG